This is a messenger RNA of Talaromyces rugulosus, 246 nucleotides long. RefSeq lists its product as uncharacterized. Bases 1 to 246 code for a protein of 81 amino acids. The record is from RefSeq and is a predicted model, not a curated record. Gene Ontology annotation, molecular function: DNA-directed RNA polymerase activity; zinc ion binding; DNA binding. The transcript has 3 exons. NCBI's taxonomy places the organism in Eukaryota, Fungi, Ascomycota, Eurotiomycetes, Eurotiales, Trichocomaceae. Gene Ontology annotation, cellular component: RNA polymerase III complex; RNA polymerase I complex; RNA polymerase II, core complex. Gene Ontology annotation, biological process: transcription by RNA polymerase II; tRNA transcription by RNA polymerase III; transcription by RNA polymerase I.
AUGGACGCGCACGCAAACUAUUCUUUGAAGAAGAAGCCAUUCUUACAACUUUCCAAGGUCGUCGGCGACUUGUGGGAGCGAUACCUCCAGCUCCUCGAUGAUGGCGUUCCAGAUGGUGAUGCGAUGGACCAACUCGGUUGCAAACGCUACUGCUGCCGAAGGAUGGUCAUGACACACGUUGAUCUGAUUGAGAAAUUGCUACGAUACAAUCCCUCCGAGCGAGAAAAGGCCAAGUCUCAGGCGUGA